Micromonas commoda is the source of this 2079-nucleotide messenger RNA. Its product is annotated as ATP-binding cassette superfamily. Gene Ontology annotation, molecular function: ATP binding; ATP hydrolysis activity. The record is from RefSeq and is a predicted model, not a curated record. The transcript has a single exon. Lineage: Eukaryota; Viridiplantae; Chlorophyta; Mamiellophyceae; Mamiellales; Mamiellaceae. The coding region runs from base 1 to 2079 and encodes 692 amino acids.
AUGAUGACGCUCACCGACGUGCGCGUUACCGUCGGGGACAGGGAUUUGCUCGUCGGAGCCAACCUGCGCGUCGAACCGGGCGAGACGGUGGGUCUGGUGGGCGCGAACGGGUGCGGCAAGUCCACCCUCCUCCGCUGCGUGUCGGGGCUCCGAUCGCACGACGCGGGCGAGCUCAGGGUGGCGCAGCGCGCGGACGUCGGGUACCUCGAGCAGACCGCGGUGAGCGGCUCCAAGCUCACCGUCGCGCAGGAGGCGCGCAGCCGCAUGACGCACGUACAGGCGGCGAUCGACGCGGUGCGAGAGGCGGAGAAAGCCAUGGCCCAAGGCGACGCAAACGCCGCGUCCAUGCUCGUGGCGGCGAACGACGCGUUCGAGGCUGUGGGCGGAAAUACCGUCGAACGGAGGGUCGCGGACGUGCUCACGGGCCUCGGUUUCGCGAAGGAGGCGUGGGACAGGCCGUGCGCGGCGCUCAGCGGCGGAUGGCAGAUGCGGGUGGCGCUCGCGAGGCUCCUGCUCUCGCCCGCCGGGGACAGCCGAAACUCGGGCAUCACCGGCGGCUUCCUCCUCCUGGACGAGCCCACGAACCACCUCGACGCGCAGGCGAAGGAGUGGCUCGCCGGGUGGCUCAGGGCCUACUCCGGGACGGUGCUCCUGGUGUCCCACGACGAGGCUCUGCUGGACAAGGGCGUGGACAGGCUGGUGGAGGUGCGAGGGUCGAGGCUGCACGGGUACAGCGGCAACUACGCCAAGUUCCUCGAGGAGCGCAAGCAGCGCCGGGAGGUGGCCGCGAGGGCCGCGUCGAAGGAGGCGGCGAAGGCGGCCAAGCUCGAACAGUUCGUGGCCAAGAACAGCGCGCGCGCGUCCACCGCCAAGGCGGCCAAGAGCAAAGCCAAGCAGCUCCAGGGCGUGCUCGAAAACUUGGAGGAGUUGGAGGAGCUGACUGGCGGCGGCAAGGACCUCGGCGCCGGCCCGGGAGACGCCAAGCGGGUCACUUUCCGCCUUCCCGAUCCGCCCGACGGCGCGAAGGAGGCGCUCAUCCUGGAGAACGGGGUCGUCGGCUACGGCGCCGGCCUAGAGCCGCUCAUCACGGGCGCCGGUCUCAAGGUGAGCCGCGGCGACAGGUGGCUCAUCGUCGGUCCAAACGGCGCGGGCAAAUCCACCCUCCUGCGAACGCUCGGCGGUAACCUUCGGCUGCAGGGCGGCACGCUGGCGCACGGCGAGGGGACGCGCGUGGGAUACUUCUCGCAGGAUCUCGCUCAGGAGCUCCCGGUGGAGGAGACGCCGUUGGUUCACGUCCUGAAGGUGGCGCGCGCGGCGGACCCGACUGUGACGGAGCUCACGGCGCGAUCGGUGCUCGGCGCUUUGGGGCUCUCGGGAUCGGCAGCGAAGGACCGAAAAAUCGGGGAGCUCAGCGGGGGCGAGAAGGCGCGCGUGGCCCUGGCCGCGUUCGUGUUGCGUCCCGUCAACGUUCUCCUCCUGGACGAGGCUUCUAAUCACCUGGACACCGCCGCGAUUGACGCUCUCACCGGGGCUCUGAGAGGCUGGGACGGAGCGGUUGUCGCCGUGACUCACAAUAAAACCUUUGCGGAUGCUCUCGAGCCGACGUUCGUGGCGAGGGUCGAGGCCGGGGCGAUGAAGACCCGAAUGGUCACUGGUGGGACCCUAUCUAAAAAGGAUUUCUCUCCCAACGCGGUCGCCACUGGCGGCGUCGCGGGCGCGGUGGCAAAGCCAAAGGAAGCUCCCAAGGGUGCCAAAAAAGAACAGGAGAUGACCGAGGAGGAAAUUGCGGCUGCUGAAGCGGCGGCGAAGGAGGCUAAGGCUGCCCGAGACAAGCUACUCAGGGAGGCGAGGAACGCUCCAAAGACAAUCGAUAAAAUCGAACGCGCGCUGGCAGUUCUGGAAGAUGACAUCGCCGCCAUCGACGAGCGGCUGAUGAAAUGCGGGUCGGAUGUCGCGGCGGCGGUUGAAAUACAGAAGGAGAAGGACGUAAAAGUCGAGAAGCAGGGGUUGUAUUAUGCGGAGUGGCAGAGAUUGGAGGAGGUGAUGGCGGAGGCCGAGGCGAUCGCAGCAGAGGCGUAG